Messenger RNA from Phyllostomus hastatus (greater spear-nosed bat), 1334 nucleotides. It is a transcript of the gene TIFA, whose product is annotated as TRAF interacting protein with forkhead associated domain. The record is from RefSeq and is a predicted model, not a curated record. Gene Ontology annotation, biological process: canonical NF-kappaB signal transduction. NCBI's taxonomy places the organism in Eukaryota, Metazoa, Chordata, Mammalia, Chiroptera, Phyllostomidae. Bases 485 to 1042 code for a protein of 185 amino acids. The transcript has 2 exons. Gene Ontology annotation, molecular function: protein binding.
UUGAACCACUUGCCAGAGGCGGAAACCGAUACUGAGAUGAGGUUCUGAUUUAGAAUUGAAGGCUUAUUUCAAAGUCUCAUUUUGGGGCAUUUAGUAAAUCAAAUACUUCGUCUUAAAGGAAACAGGGAAAAAACCCAGCACCAUGAGUUUUAGCAAUUGCCGCAUUUUCUCUGUUACUGUUACCAGUAACACGUCGGUCCUUUCCGGCAUACGCACGGCCAUAUAUUUCAUCUCAAAGGUCAGAGACCAGAAAUUCCAGUUCCGGUAAUAUCAUUUUACUGUGUGAGUUUACUGAUAGUCGAAUGUCACGUCUUCCUGCUGCUCCCCCUUCUGCCGCCGAAAGCUGAGACUCCUGCUGUCUGUGCGUCAGAGAAGCAGUAAGACACGCUGACGGUUAACCACCAAGAGAACUGCAGCCUGACCGGAACCCGCGCCCCUGGCGGACGCACCUGCCUUCCCCAGGUGCCGGGCCUCUGCUGCCGACAUGUCCGGUUUCGAAGACGCUGACACGGAAGAGACCCUGACUUGCCUCCGGGUCACCGCUUACCAUCCGGGCCAGAUGCAGACUGGGAUAUUCCAGUCAAUAAGGUUUCAUAACCGAGAGAAACAGCCCUCCUGCGAAGUGCUGAAAUUUGGCCGGAAUUCCAAUGUCUGUCAUUAUAUUUUUCAGGACAAACAGGUUUCCCGAGUUCAGUUUUCCCUGCAACUGUUUAAAAAGUUUGAUAGCUCAGUUCUCUCUUUUGAAAUUAAAAAUAUGAGCAAGAAGACCAGUCUGAUUGUGGACAACAAGGAGCUGGGCUACCUCAAUAAGAUAGACCUGCCGUACAAGUGCAUGGUCAGGUUUGGCGACUACCAGUUCCUGAUAGAGAAGGAGGAGGGAGAGUCCCUGGAGUUCUUUGAGGUUCUGUUCAUGAUGUCUCCAAGAUCCCUCCUGCAAGAAAACAACUGGCCGGUACAGAUGCCCAUUCCUGAGUAUUCCAGCAUUUCAUCCUGUUCCACCGGAAGCACUUCUCCUAUAGAAACUGAUGAAAAUGAACCAUGAGCACGACAGCAAGAGGAGAAUUGAGGAUGGGGAGCUGUGCAGACACUCCCCUGGUUGUGUGUAUUAGUGUGGUGCAUUCCUGUCAUGUUACGCUAUCAAAUUUGUGGUCUAGUGCUACCAUUUUGAAGUCUGUUGUUUGUGUUAGACAUGGAGUUGGUCACCUGCUGCAUGCCUGCAUGUGUCAAGGAUAAUUUUAAGUGUACAUCUGUUGAAGGUUAAUGUACAGAAAGUAUUCUUUGUGAUAAAGAGAGUGUUCUCAAAUAAAGUUACAGUGUUUUCUUUUUAUGCUUGA